This is a messenger RNA of Mya arenaria, 4664 nucleotides long. RefSeq names its product demethylmenaquinone methyltransferase-like. Gene Ontology annotation, molecular function: S-adenosylmethionine-dependent methyltransferase activity. Lineage: Eukaryota; Metazoa; Mollusca; Bivalvia; Myida; Myidae. The record is from RefSeq and is a predicted model, not a curated record. The transcript has 4 exons. The coding region runs from base 325 to 1227 and encodes 300 amino acids.
CCGAAAAGUCGAGAUUUCCGACGUCGAAAUAUAGACGCAAUGAAAAUGCAUUAACAAAGAUGAAAUAAGAAAAUCCAGGUUAUAAAUUUUCAAAACGCGAAUUGAAACUUAUAUAUUGCAUUAAAUAAAAUGAUAUAAAAACAAGUUGAUAACAUUAUCAGCAUUCGGAUAGGAAUUUUGACCACUCUGCCUUUCCAUACUUUUUACGCUCUAUCACGCCUUGAACCAGAUAUUUAUAUAACCUUUUAUUUAUGUAGAGCAAUAAUCUUUAGUUUGUGUUUGUCAGUUACUCAUUUUCAUAACAGUUCGUACAUUAUUUCCGAUAUGAACAGAUGCAAGAUGUUUAGAUGUGUGAAAUAUAUUGGUAAAGGAUGUGGUGUUAGAUUCAGAAGCACAUGGGCAGACUUCAGUAAAUCUUGUCAUGACUAUGACAGAUAUAGGAGACCUGUGGGAAGUGAUUUGAUUGCAGGAAUGAGCCAGUUUUAUACCGGGAAACAGUUAAAGGAUCUUCAUAUUCUUGAUGUUGGCUGUGGCACCGGUCUGUACGGAAAGGCUUUGUUGGACCUGGGGCUUGGCAAAAUGUCACUGAUUGAUGCCUCGAAAGAUAUGUUGAGCGUAGCAAGCAACAAACUUGCAACAUACAUAGAACAAGGGUGCGUCUUGAGUUUAGAUCAUUACCAGACACCACCUUUACCAUAUCAAAACGGGAGUUUUGACGUUGUGCUUCUGAACAUGGUUAUCCACCAUUUAGAUUCUGUUAAUGGUAGAACAUUUCCCAAUGCCAUUCGCUUGCUGAAGGAAGCCGAGAUGUGUUUGAAAAAGAAAGGCAUAGUGGCAAUAACAACGAUACCACCCUCCAACGCCAUGAAUUACUGGACCAGCAAACAGUGUUAUGAAUUCACCCACAGGACUAUCCAGUAUUUUCCAUCCUUAGAUGAGUAUGAAACAAUGUUCAUCAAAUCAGGUCUUAAAUCUGUUCAGAAGUUAACAUUUCUUGGACCAGGUCUUAUUUGUUAUGAAAAUAUUAUCGAUUCGAAUGGAUAUUUGGACCAAAGCUGGGUGAACAGUGCAUGUGUAUUUGAGCUCGCAACGGAUGAAGAAAUGAUAGCAAUACAUGAAAAGGUACAUGGACUUGUUCAAAGCGGCAUGUGGCAACAGUGGACACAAGAGAAUGACACAACGGAAGCACUUGGUGGCGUUACUCUUCUUGUAUGCCACAAAGACUAGAUAUAUAUAUACAAACAUAUAUAUUCACAAUUCGAUAUUGUCAAUAAUGUUUGAAUACACACACACACACACACACACACACACACACACACACACACGCACAAACACACACACGCACACACGCACACACGCGCAAACACACACGCACACGCACACGCGCACACGCGCACGCACCCAAUCUUGCACGCACGCACGCACGCACACACGCACGCACGCAAACAUGCACACACGCUCACACGCACACACAUAUAAACGAACUUGUGUUCCAGUGAAGUCAUGUUUCACUUAACGUUCCAAGGCGGUAAUGAAUUCCUUUGUUGAUAAGCUAUUGUAAUGCAAGUGUGGUCUAACGCUUUGUGUCUCUAGUACAGUGUGUCUCUAAACAGAGCUUAUACUUGAAUGUGUUAAUACUGAGCUUGUUUUGUUAGUUAUCCUUGUAUUAUUUAACAAUGUGUCCCUGUACGGUAUGUUCUAGUUGUCCUUAUUCAUUUCAAUGCUAAACAAUUGUUUAAUUUAGUACCGUUCCCCAUUCAUGCACAUAAUAAACUUUAAUGUAGUCGAUUUACACUGCUGCAUGUUGCACAAAAGCAUGAUGAUCAAGCGUCUCACCAAGAUGACCUGGACUGGUUCUAUUAGCAUAUUAUACUGACAUCUUUUAGCUCGAUUGUGACGGAAGCUGAAUUCUUAAAGAGUCACUUUCGCGUCCGUUUCGUGGGCAGAAACCAGUACUGUGUUAUUUUUUAGAGGCAACGUGACCUCUUAAGUGGGAGGUGUCACAAAGCUGUACAAUUGUUUUUGUUCUUCCGGACAACUCAGUAUAGUGCCACAGUCACAUCUUUCAUUAAUACAAUUUUAAAAUGAACAAUAUUUUGGGAGUUUGACAAAUUUCCGUUUCGGAAAAAAACAUAUUGACGUCAAAAAGUACAUAAACGUGUUUUACUUUUCUACAUAGUCACCAUUUAGUUGCAUGGAUUUUCUAUGGCGUGAGAUCCAUUUGUCAUAUGUUUCCAUGUUUUCAUGUACCAGUCAAAGCGCUGUUCCCUCAGUUGUCGUAAAUGACUGUCGGUAGGUUAAACUAUGGUCUUGAAUAUCAUUAUGAUAAUUUCUAAAAUAAAACAAAUCUUUUAAAUGCAUAUCAGGAUGCAUCACUGGUGCAAAACUCCACACAAGUAUGUAGAUGCAUGCAUUCAACUUUAAAUCGUAUGGACCAUACCGAACGUUAAGGCAGUUAAAAUGCAUAAUAAUGCAUGAUUGUGUUUUGUACCCGAUAUAUCUCUCUGUCAUUGAAAAUGCCUAUGUACUUUAAUAUUUGUUUGAUGGCUUAUGUGGCUUAAAUGUUGCCUAAAAUGCCAUAAAAAACCUGUUUUACCACUAGGCACGGUGGUUGCCCUCAUGGUAAUUUAUUGGUUAGCUUCGCACUGAUACCUCACUUGAGAGCGAAAACUUUCAAAUUAGGUAUAUGCUUGCUUUAUCUAUCUAACGUUUUUACGAAUUAAACGAGUUGUGAUGGGUAGAUAACUGGGUAAAAUAGGUAUAAUACUGUUUAACAAAAGCAGAGGCGGUGAUCACGCGGUAUACUGUUUUGAUAUCAGGCACUGAAAAAGGUCAGCGCAAGUGGGAGGGUAUGUACUUUUGUUUAUUUUCUCUCUAUUGUUUAAAAUAUUAAAAUUUCUAGCAUCGACCAUGUUCAAGCGCCCAAAUAUUUCUGUAAUUUGGUUCGUUCAUUACGCGGAACGUUCUGUAGUUUACUCGGAAUGCACACGCUUUGAAACGAGGCGAAAAGAGUUGCAGAAAUCUCUGAACCAAGCAACGAACAUAGACUGUAUUAAUAAAAUGAGUUUAUAAAGCCGGAUCAAAUUCUUUAUGGAACAUUGCCUCUAAAGUUGAAGACUUUAUAUAAAUUGCAUACAUGGUUUUGUUCGUUUUCUGAUGAUGACAUAACACACAUGUUUCACUAUGCUUUGGGACGACCAAACAUAUAUCGGUAAAGGGAUUAUGCUGAUACUAAAACGUGUUAUAUUCCGAAAUGACAGUUUGUAUACAAAAAUGAUAAACUCCUCCGAAGAAGUUGCAUAUGACGACCGUGCAACUCCCGAAAACUAAUCAGGGAAACUAUCUUUACUUUCUAUUUGUUAAGCAUGCCUCAUUAGUCUUUAUUUAGUUAGCAAAAGAUUCAAUUCUGGUGUUAGCGACCACAACUAUGUUUCAAACUCUAAGAAAUGCUUUCACUUGCUAGAAUGUUUUCUCCUACUGUAUGAGUAUAUAUGCCGAUGAAGGAUUUCAGAUAUGCAGAUAAGGUAAUAAGCCGUAUACCCGCCCCAAACCCAGGAUUGGCAUUCGACUAUGCAGUCGACAAAAUUCCUCGACAAUUUCUGUAUUAUUUCGGAAAUUUACCUCCAAGGUAAUUCUGUUUCACUUUCCAACAUGUUAUUCAUUUAAAGUUUUGAAAUUUCCCGGUGACCAAUAUUUUUUCCACUGAAUUUAUAUAUUCUGAUAUGGCAGGUAAAUAUACCGUGUCGUGGUUUACUUUCAACAUAACAUCCUACACAGUCCUUGAGAGAUUUUUGAAGUGAGCUUUUUAAGCAUGAUCCGAUUGCAGGCUUUCAAUUUCUGACAAUCUGCGUAUGCGUCGCAUUUAACACUGUAGUCAAACAUUGAAGUAAAGCCCUGUUUAGAGACACAAUGUACGAGAGACACAAAAUGACAGACCACACCUGCAUCAAGAUAGCUUCAUCAAUAAUGGAUGGGAUAACCGCUUUGGAACGUGCAGUAAAACACGACUUUACUGGAACACCAGUUCACUGGGGUUAAAACCCGUUGAUAUUCCCAUUACCCCUUGUCAAUGCUAGGGCAGUAAACAACGUCACAAUGUGAUAAUGACAGAUAACAUAUGCAUACAAAUAACUGUAUUUAUAAAUGUUUGAUACCACCUUGGAAACAUGGCCACUUGAUGGAUUUCCACAAUGUGACUGACUAUCAAAUAUGAUGUCAUAACGCACCCCUUAAGGAAAAUAAGCUUUUCUCUCAUUAAGCUAUUAUAUUUAAUCUUGAUGGCAUUUUGGAAUCAUUAACAGGGCAUUGCUUGCUUAUUUCUGAUAUUGUAAUAUUUAACCGAAAACAAAUCGUAUAAAUUUUGACCAGUAUGUAUUUAUGUUCAUUAGACCAACAUAAAUCGGAAGUUAAAAUAACAUAUUUUCAAUAUUUCAAUAUAAAAACAGCCUAUACGCAAUAUUUGAAUCGGUACAAUAUUAAAAAAUAGCUUCUACACAUUGAGCAAAAAUAAUAUGGGGUCAGCGUGCAUCAAUAUUCAGAUAACUGUUCAUCUGGUACUAUAACUACAUUUGCAGAAUUUGUUAUCGGGAAUGAAUCUUUUAACUCCGAAAUCAUUCCGUGGCUACUACAGCGGCUAGAACGUGCACAACCUGGAAGAAAUGAGU